GGCCUCGGCGGCGGCGGCGGCGGCGGGCGCGGCAACGUCCCCCGGAAGUGGAGCCCGGGACUUCCACUCGUGCGUGAGGCGAGCGGAGCCGGAGACGAGACCAGAGGCCGAACUCGGGAUCUGACAAGAUGGCCGGGCUGCCCCGCAGGAUUAUCAAGGAAACCCAGCGUUUGCUGGCAGAACCAGUUCCCGGCAUUAAAGCAGAACCAGAUGAGAGCAACGCCCGUUAUUUUCAUGUGGUCAUUGCUGGCCCCCAGGAUUCCCCCUUUGAGGGAGGGACUUUUAAACUUGAACUAUUCCUUCCAGAAGAAUACCCAAUGGCAGCCCCUAAAGUACGUUUCAUGACCAAAAUUUAUCAUCCUAAUGUAGACAAGUUGGGAAGAAUAUGUUUAGAUAUUUUGAAAGAUAAGUGGUCCCCAGCACUGCAGAUCCGCACAGUUCUGCUAUCGAUCCAGGCUUUGUUAAGUGCUCCCAAUCCAGAUGAUCCAUUAGCAAAUGAUGUAGCGGAGCAGUGGAAGACCAAUGAAGCCCAAGCCAUAGAAACAGCUAGAGCAUGGACUAGGCUAUAUGCCAUGAAUAAUAUUUAAAUCGAUCUGAUCAUCAAGUGUGCAUCACUUCUCCUGUUCUGCCAAGACUUCUUCCUUUUUUGUUUGCAUUUAAUGGACACAGUCUUAGAAACAUUACAGAAUAAAAAAAAAGCCCAGACAUCUUCAGUCCUUUGGUGAUUAAAUGCACAUUAGCAAAUCUGUCUUGUCCUGAUUCACUGUUGUAAAGCAUGAGCAGAGGCUAGAAGUAUCAUCUGGAUUGUUGUGAAACGUUUAAAAGCAGUGGCCCUUCUCUGCUUUUAUUCAUUUCCCCCAUCAUGGUUUAAGUAUAAAGCACUGUGAAUGAAGGUAGUUGUCAGGGUUAGCUGCAGGGGUGUGGGUGUUUUUCUUUAUUUUAUUAUUUUUUUGAGGGGGGAGGUAGUUUUAUUUUAAUUUUAAAUGGGCUCCUUUUCCCUCUUUUAUGGUGAUCUAAUUGCAUUGGUUGAAAGCAGCUAACCUCAGUUCUUUAGAAUAUACUCUCUAGCCAAGUCUAACUUUAUUUAGACGCCGUAGAUGGACAAGCUUGAUUGUUUGAACCAAAAUGGGAACAUUAAACAAACAUCACAGCCCUCACUAAUAACAUUGUGACUUUGCUGUCAAGUGUAGAAUCCUCCUUUCAGGAAAAAGCUUGUGACCAUUUUGUAUGGCUUGUCUGGAAACUUCUGUAAAUCUUAUGUUUUAGUAAAAUAUUUUUUGUUAUUCUA
This is a messenger RNA of Camelus dromedarius (Arabian camel), 1288 nucleotides long. RefSeq names its product ubiquitin conjugating enzyme E2 N (gene UBE2N). The record is from RefSeq and is a predicted model, not a curated record. The transcript is spliced from 4 exons. Gene Ontology annotation, molecular function: ubiquitin conjugating enzyme activity. Gene Ontology annotation, biological process: DNA damage tolerance; protein K63-linked ubiquitination. Lineage: Eukaryota; Metazoa; Chordata; Mammalia; Artiodactyla; Camelidae. Gene Ontology annotation, cellular component: nucleus. The coding region runs from base 129 to 587 and encodes 152 amino acids.